Molecule: messenger RNA, 1902 nt
Organism: Ostreobium quekettii
Lineage: Eukaryota; Viridiplantae; Chlorophyta; Ulvophyceae; Bryopsidales; Ostreobiaceae
Source: the annotation of a GenBank genome assembly
AUGACUGCCAAGCCGCAAGCCAGGGUCCCUCCGCUUGUGGCGGGACCCGUCCCGUUGAGGGACAUCAGGGAUUGGGCGCGAUCCCGCCUUGUGGACAUUGUGGAUUCAAUGGUUGGCGCGAAGGCGAUCAUCUUCGACCCUGAGAUUGCUGGGACGUUGGGGCUCAUAAUCCCCGGUGCUGUGUUGGCGGAGCACGGCGUCGAGCAGAUGUUCAUAUUGGGAGAGAACAUCGACGAGCCCAAAGCAAGGAACAUUAUGUACUUGGCCAGAGCAAACAUCCUGAACGCGCAGAGGAUUGCUACUCAAAUUAAGGCGUACACACGGCUGCGUCAUCCACACGAGUAUUUUGUGUCUUUCAUACCAAGGUGCACGUGUUUGUGUGAGAAGAUCAUUGAGGAAGAGGGUGUGAAAGGAGAUGCAACACUCAUCGAGUAUCCACUUGAGUUUGUUCCCUUUGAUGAUGAUGUGAUCUCCUUAGAGUUGGAGCAUUCUUUUCGAGAGACCUCUGUGGAAGGUGACACAACGUCCUUGUAUAUCAUGGCCCGGGCCCUUGCCCACCUUCAGUCAUCUUUUGGACCCAUUCCAAGGGUCACAGGCAAAGGAGCUGCUGCAGAAGCUGUCAAGAACAUAUUCAUGAAAGCAAGGAUUGAAAUGGGGCUCAAGGAUACAGAAGAGGGCAAGAUUAAGAGGCUCAUUCUCAUCGACCGUGCCGUUGAUUUGAUCACACCACUGGUGACACAAGUUACUUAUGAAGGCAUCGUGGACGAGAUGCUGGGCAUUAAGAACAAUGUUGUGACAGUCGAGGUUGCGACACGAGCAGGUCCAUCAGAACCCAAGAAGUAUGUGCUGAACAGUGCAGACUCCCUUCAUGCUGAAAUGCGUGAUGUGCCCUGGCCGCAUGCAGCUCCGCGUAUUCGAGAAUGGGCUCAAAAAAUGAAAUCAGACUGGCGAGAACUCAAUGAGGAUGCGUCCAGCAAGACUGUCUCAGAGAUACGAGAUUUCACCAACCGUCUCAUGCAGCUCAAUUUGGCAGAGAUGCACUCAAACAUAUCUGAUCCUGUUAUGAAGGUGGUUCCAACUAGCAAGUUCCAGAGCAGGUUGCAAAUUGAACGACAGGUAAUCGAGUAUGGAAGUUUGGAAGAAGGGUGUCGACAUGUCGAGGAUCUGCUUUUUCGGGGAGGUGACAUGAUGCAAAUUUUGCGCCUGAUGUGCCUCUUGUCUGUGACAAACAAUGGCCUUCCCAAGAAAUCUUGCGACAACCUGAGGCGUGCAUUCCUUCUGACGUUCGGCUAUGAAAACCUGGUGCUCCUCAAUCACCUGGAGUCUGCAGGGAUGCUGACCCUUAGGGCAGAAAACCGCAAUCCUUUUCCUUCAAUCAGGAAAGCAUUCAGCUUGGCGAUAGACAUUGAUGCGGAGACAGGAGGCGACACAGGUGCAAGUGCAGUGGCCAAGGACAUCGGGUACAUAUACUGGGGCUAUGCACCGCUGAGCGUUCGUAUCGUUGAGCUGGCCCUGAAGCAGCCCCGCCCAAAGCCCGCAAGCAAGGAAACGGAUUCUAGUCAGUCAACCCCUUCAGCUCCCUGGCGUGGAAGGGGGGCUGAUGGCCUGAGCCUGCUGCCAGGUCCACAUUUUGACGUUGCAUUGGGAGAGCACAGUCAGCAUGGUGGUGAAAGGAGCAAGGGUCCAAUUGGGAGGGAAGGGCCGGAAGUGGUCAUGGUCGCAUUCCUUGGGGGUGUGACUUUCUCGGAGAUCUCAGCCCUGAGAUUUCUGAGCAGACUGCCCAACUCCAACGUGAAGUUCCUGAUUGCAACGACGAGGAUAUUAAAUGGGAACAGCCUGCUUCAAACGUUUCAGGAGCAGAAAGUGGACGACUUGAUGAAACGGGCAAGGGGAAUGUUGUAA